AUGUCAUUUUUGAAGCCUUCGAAGUCUGCAAAAUCAGAAAAUGUCCUCGAAUCCCUAGGCGCACUACAAUGGGACUUUCCUACCUCUGCCGCAGCCAUUCCAAACAAAGUCUUUGCAGACGAAAACUUCCAGCAAAAUCUUGCCAAAUUUCUACAGAAAGCGAGUUUCGAAAGAAAAGCUUGGUCGGCGAAUCGCGAAACUAGAGGACGGGCUCUUGCGGCUGCUGCAGACAUCAGAAUCUCGGUCGCAUACAAUGUCCUUCUGGAAAAUCUUCGUCCUCUGUUCAUCAAAGCAACAACAGAUGCGACCGACCGACUCCUAAAUGCCUGUGAAAACUACAAAUCGAAGAUUCAACGUCGAAUCACCCCUCUCGGAACCCGCGCGGCAAGACCAGAGCAUGUGCGGCUCAGCUUGACAAAUAACGCUCCUUACUUGGACCAGUUGCGUCAGCAGCCCCUCGUCAAAACUAUGCCUGGAGGCGCAUAUGUUACGCGACCCGCCCUGCUGCGGUUCCUUGAAAAGUACUCGGAGCUCGCACAGAUGGAAUCAGAUAUCUUGACCCAAAAGGGACCCGUCAUUCCUGCCAACCAUAGAACGUGGGCAGAUUCCAGCCCACUUUCCAUCGCCUGGGAAACAGUUACUGUCAACAAUGGCCUGAGAUUUGAAUAUUACGAUCGUACUCGGAAAGUGUGGCCUGCCGAACAUUUACACAGAGUCGCGAUUGACCACCACUGCAAGAUUCCUCUCCCGCCGCCCAGCCCCUUUGCCAAAAUCGACUUUCCUUCUAGGAUCUUACCGGCCAAUGGCAACACCGUGUCUGCCAAAGGCGCAAGCGAGACUCGUUUGGGAGCCUCUGCCGAAUUCUUGAGUGUCGAUGCUGACAUUACGUUCAACGGAAUCCUUGCUGGCCUCCCUCGGUGCCCGCAGACUAUUGGUCUCCCGGAAUUUCUGGCCUUUCAAGGACUCAUAUGUGGAGGCCGCCGCCUACGGCAAACAAUUCUUGUUGAGCUGGGCUCCUCGAACCUCAACUUCAGCUCUGAGGCAGUUAUGGUUUUGACUCAAGCCCUGAUUUGCCGAACAGGCCCACCUCGAAGGGACCCACUUCAUGUGGUAAAUGCUGUCUUCCGUGAUGCUAGCUUUCGCAGACGUCUGUUGAGCCAAAUUGAACGACGCUUGCUGAGCAUCUUUAAAGGAUUUGAGGAUCCGCGACGCAUUACGGUGUACCAACCUGCCGGACGCGCCAUUACUGUCGAGCCUCGCCGCUUCGAGCUCAUUUCUUUGUGGAUCACAACGGCAUCCUGGAAAGCCAGCAAUUACGAGCAGAAAUCGAUCCGAAUCAAGAUGCAGGAACUUGAUAUGGACUUGCAUCAAAGAUUGUCUUGCGCGACGUACAAAAUCGAAGGCGGCGGAGUGUUGUCGUGCCACUAG
Molecule: messenger RNA, 1428 nt
Organism: Cladophialophora bantiana CBS 173.52
Lineage: Eukaryota; Fungi; Ascomycota; Eurotiomycetes; Chaetothyriales; Herpotrichiellaceae
Exons: 3
Coding region: 1-1428 (475 amino acids)
Source: RefSeq, a predicted model, not a curated record